Phyllotreta striolata is the source of this 1725-nucleotide messenger RNA. The record is from the annotation of a GenBank genome assembly. Lineage: Eukaryota; Metazoa; Arthropoda; Insecta; Coleoptera; Chrysomelidae.
AAAUGGAAUGAUAAAUUACAAAUCAGAAUAUUCACAUUUUUGCCUCAUUUAAGUAAUUAGAUUGUAGAAAAUAAUGUGGAAACUCCCGUUAUUGCUCGUGAUUUGUAUAACUACCGUUACCUCGGCUGUCGACGAUGAAGACGACGCCUUCGACGUCGACUUCUCCUUCGGCGCCGCGACGGCCGCCUACCAGAUAGAAGGCGCCUGGGACGAAGACGGCAAAGGGGAGACCAUUUGGGACAGAUCCUCGCACGCGACGCCCUACAGGUUCGACGACGCCGACGCCGACGUCGCCUGCGACUCCUACCACAAGUACAAAGAGGACGUCGCGCUGGCGGCCAAGCUGGGACUCACCCACUACAAAUUCUCCAUUUCGUGGGCGAGGAUCUAUCCUACGGGAUUCAACAACCGCUUGAACACCAAAGGCGUGCUCUACUAUCAGAAUUUGGUCAACGAGCUGCUCAAGCACAACAUCACCCCCAUAGCCACGAUUUACCACUGGGACCUGCCGCAGAGCAUCCAGGACCUGGGCGGUUGGCUGAAUUCCAACAUAGUCGGGUACUUCACCGAUUACGCCCGAGGCCUGUUUGAGUACUUGCCCAGUGUAAAGUAUUGGGUGACAGUGAACGAGCCUAAACAAGUAUGUGUGGGAGGCUAUGGAAAGGCUUCCAAGGCUCCGUUCAUCGCAAUGAGCGGCGAAGGGGAUUACUUGUGCGCCUAUCACGUGAUUUUAGCGCACGCUUCGGUUUACAAUUUGUAUAAAUCGCAGUUUUCGCACUUAAAAGGUAAAAUCAGCAUCGGUUUGGACGGCGAAUGGAACAUUCCUUUGAACAACACCGACGAGAACGACAAACUAGCCGCUGAGAGACGGCUACAAUUCGAUUUUGGUUUGUACGCGAAUCCGCUGGUGUUCGGCGAUUGGCCAGAAGUGGUGAAGGAGCGCGUAAAGGAGCGUAGCUCGCGUGAAAAUUUCGCAUCUUCCAGAUUACCUGCUUUCACGGAGGAACAGAAACGGAUGAUUAAUGGCACCUUGGACUAUUUGGCAGUGAAUUUCUACGAUUCGAAACUAGUAGGAGAUGCCAAAGAGGCCGAUAAUUCCACCUAUUCGUACAACAACGAUGUUAGAGUAUUGAUAGUAAGGAACACCAGCCUUCCCGCUGCCAUAGAUGGAAACACGAUUUAUGCUGAAGGAUUCAGAUUGUUCCUGAAAUGGGUAGACAAGACAUACAAAAAUCCUAAAAUCCUCAUUGGAGAAAACGGUGUUCCAGACGAUGGAACCAGUAUAGUGGAUAAUGAUAGGAUGUACUAUUUAUCAGAUUAUUUGAGCGCUUUAUUGAAGUCGAUAAAGGAAGAUAAAGUUAAUAUAUUUGGCUAUACAAUAUGGAGUUUAUUAGAUAAUUUCGAGUGGACUGAAGGAUACAGAUUGCAUUAUGGUUUAUAUUCGGUCAAUUUCACCGAUGUUAACAGAGAGAGGACAGCGAAAUCCUGCGCCUCUUUUUACAAGUUCAUAAUUGAAACUCGAAGGAUUCCACCUCUUCCUUUAACGAGUAGUACAUCUACUUCGACUUAUAGUACCCCAACUACAAUACAUUCUUCAACCACAACUGGGACAUCUUUGGCUCCCAAACAUUCAUACGAAUUACCGCUUUGUUUUUCAUUUAUAUUUUUGCUAAUAUCCGUUUUCAAAUGAAUAACGCGUUAAAAAUAAAUUACUAUCUAAAUACA